UGUUAAGAGGUAAAGUUCACUGUUUUGAAUCCUGUUGCGAGGAAGUGUUUGGGAUCAUCAAAAGGAGUUCAAUAAAUAUCAUGCAUAUGUUUCAUUUGUUACAGAAAGCGUUUGUUGACAUUCACAGUAUGUUUCGAAGGAUCUGCUUUUAAAGCUUCCUGAGUCUCUGGGGCGGGUUGACUGUCUAGGACCAGGAUGGAGACGGCGCUGUUGGAUGGCUGGAAGGAGGAGAGGGCGGAGCUGAGGGCGGAGGUGUCUCGCCUGCAGAAUGAGCUGGCUGAGAGUCACGCUGAGAGAGAGGAGCUGGAGUCACGUGCCCAGGCCCUCACAGACAGGCUGUCCCAGUCCCUGGACCCGUCCCUGUGUGUGCGCCCGGACAGUGACCUGAGAAGGAAGAUGCGAGAUGGCAGAGAGAGGGAGGCCCGGCAGGCUCUACUCAUCCACAAACUGCAGAACAAGGUGGUUGAAUACCGGGAUCGCUGUCAGGGUUUGGAAUACCAGGUGAAGACUGAAGAAAGAGAGAUCCUGAAACGUGAGAGGAGGAUCAGGGAUGAGCACAGUGACUCCUUAGAGAGCGCCCUCAUCAGGCUGGAGGAAGAACAGCAGAGGAGUGUAGGGCUGGCAGAGCUGAACUCUCUCCUUCGUGGCCAGCUCAGCCAAUCAGGCCAGGUAAAUGAAGCACUGAGAGAGGACCUUUGCAAACUGACUACCGAUUGGUCCAAAGCGGUGGAGGAGGCGGGACUGAGGGAGAUGGAGUGGCAGAAAGAGAAAGAGCGACUGACCGGUCAUGUCGACCGGGGGCAGAGUCGUCUGAUGUCCAUGUGGGGAGAUGUGGUCACUCUGAGACGACACUGUCACACUGUGAAGACUGCCACUGACAGGGACCUCUGGGAGCUUAGAGCUGAGUUCUCUCGUCUGUCUUCCUCUCUCCUCUCCCACUGUGGUUCAGUGGUGUCUCUAACUCUACGGCCCAGUGACCCUACAACCAGCCUCCAUCCUGCUCCCCGCUCUGCCUCCGCCCCACCCCACUCCUCCACCCCGGGCUCACCUCCUCUCUCCUCCACCCUAGGCCCUCUCUCCUUGCAGGAUCUGGAACACGACCAGAAGGAGAGAGAGCGGGAGAGAGAGGAGAGAGAGAGGGAGCUGACAGAGCUCAGAGCCCUCUAUGAAGCUGAGACCCUGCAUCUGAAUAACAGGAUCUCAGAGUUAUCUCGUAUCAUUCAGGAUCAAAAGAUAGAACGACAGGAGGAGGAGACGAAGAUCGAGCGAGGGAUGGCUUCGGAGAAGAAAGAGGAGAGAGAAAAGGAGAGACAGACAAACACAGAGAGAACUCUAGAGUGUGUCUAUCAGGCCGUUCUAAAACUGUCCAAGGUGCUGAGCUCCCAGAGUCUGGAUGGACAGAGUAGCAGUAGCCAUACUCUGUCUCUGUCCAGUGAUUGGUUAGGACCAGACCUGUUGACUAGAGGGCUAACCCAGGUGCUGGCUGUAUUGGCCCAGGCUGAGACCAACCUGCUGUGGCGGCACCAGGAAGUACAGGAGGCUGCGGCCAGCCUGCGGAGGCUGGGUGAGGAGAGAGCAGGACUGGAACAGAGAGUCAGACAGCUGGAGAUGGACACAGAGGAGAGGCAGAAACAGAGCCUGUAUGAAGAACAGGAGCUCACUCACAUUCAGGACAUGUUACUCAGUGAGAGAGAGAUGGUGGGCUCCCUGAGGAGUCAGCUGAAGGAAGAAGAGAGACAGAGUGAGGAGAGGAGGAAGGAGAACGAACGACUGAGACUGGAGAGAGAGAGGGAGGAGGAGCAGAGGAACGAGCUGGAGAGCGAGAGACAGAGACGGUUGGAGGUGGACCUGGUAGAGAAUGCCCAUCUCAGUGAGCGUGAGGCUUGUAUCCGCAUGGAGCUGCAUGUUCUACAAGGAGCGCUGCAGAGAGAACAGCUGGACAGGGAGAGGGCAGAGGAGGAAGCUGCUGAUGCAAGGGAUGCGCUAAGCAAGGCCCGUGAGUCAGUGUUAACCCUUUCGUCUGGUCAAACCCUUCUGAAGAGAGAAGUGUCAGAGCACCGUGACGCCCUAGAGAAGAUGGCUGCCUUAAACGAAUCCUUAGCCAAGGACAAGAGAGAGCUCAACGCCCAGGCACUACAGACAUCUGCUCUUACCCUCAAGCUUGAGAUGGAGAUGGCUGACCUCCAGGUCCAGCUACAGGGACUAGAGUCAAAGGUCGUGACCCUUCGUAGGGAGCUUCACACCCAGUCCAAUGAGAGCACAGAGUUAAGGACUCGUAGAAGAUCAGAGCUCAGCUCCCUGCAGCAGCUCAGGGACAGAGAGAGGGAGCUGGAGAGAGAGGUGGAGACCAUACGACACGAGAAGGAGAGAGAGGUGGAGACCCUACGGGAGGAGAAGGAGAGAGAGGUGGAGACCAUACGGGAGGAGAAGGAGAGAGAGGUGGAGACCCUACGGGAGGAGAAGGAGAGAGAGGUGGAGACCCUACGGGAGGAAAGAGGAAGGGUUGGAAAACGACUGGAAGAGCUGUCUGUGCAGCACGGUGCAGUGUGUGGGGAGUUGAGAGGUCUGCAGGCAGAGCUGUGCCAAGCGACAGAGCAGCAGAGGAGGGCAGAGAGAGAGACUGAGGAACUACUAAGAGAGAACCAGGAUGUGGUGGGGACUGUCCUCUCACUGGAGAAAGAGAGAGACCAGCUGGGGCAGGACAUUGAGGAACUCAGGAUCCUGACGGUCUCACAGCAGCACCAGUUAACCCAGGCCCAGCAGCAGGUCUCAGGGCUGGAGGUAGAGAGUAGGCAGCUGCAGAUCCAGGUCACCACUCUGCUCCAGACCAAGGAUGUGAUGCAGGGGGAGGUCCAGUGUCUGAGGGGAGAGAUGGAGAGAGGGAGGAGCCAGACAGAGAAGGAGAAACAGGAGGAGCGAGAGGAGAGAGAGAGGAGCCAGAGAGAGAGUGAGGUCUGGCAGGCUGACCUGGAAAGGCUGCAGGUACUGGUAGAUCAGACAACAGAGAAAGGGACAAGACAAGAGGAGGAACGGAGAGAAGAGAGGGAAGGAUGGCAGAGAGAGAGGAUGGCAUUGAGCUCGGAGCUGGGGCACAGAGAUGGAGAGGUGGUGGCGAUGAAGAACAGGAUGGAGGGUUUGGAGAAGGAGAAGGAGGAGAUGUCGUGUCUGUUGGAGGAGAGAGACGCAGAGCUGGAGAGACUAACCAUAGAACACAAGAGCCACCAACACAGAGAGAGAAAACUGAAGGAGGAGGGGGAGAGAUGGAGAGAGAAAGCAGAGGAGGGAGAGAGAUGGAGGGAGAAAGCAGAGGAGGGAGAGAGAUGGAGAGAGAAAGCAGAGGAGGGAGAGAGAUGGAGAGAGAAAGCAGAGGAGGGAGAGAGAUGGAGAGAGAGAGCAGAGGAGGGGGAGAGAUGGAGGGAGAAAGCAGAGGAGAGAGCAGAGGAGGGGGAGAGAUGGAGGGAGAAAGCAGAGGAGGGGGAGAGAUGGAGGGAGAGAGCAGAAAAGAGAGCAGAAGAGGUAGAGAGAUGGAGAGAGAAAGCAGAGGAGGGAGAGAGAUGGAGAGAGAAAGCAGAGGAGGGAGAGAGAUGGAGAGAGAAAGCAGAGGAGAGAGCAGAGGAGGGGGAGAGAUGGAGGGAGAGAGCAGAAAAGAGAGCAGAAGAGGGGGAGAGAUGGAGGGAGAAAGCAGAGGAGAAAGCAGAGGAGAGGGAGAGAGAAUAUGAGAGACUGAGUCAGAGGCUCACUGAAAAAGAGAAGAAUAACAGUGAACAACUAAAGGCUGUGAAAAGAGAGAGUGACAAGAUAGCAGAACAACUGAAAAAGGAGGAGGUAGAUGGAAGGAAGAGAUUAGAGAAGAUAGAGGAACUGAAAACUAGAAUGAUCUCACUGGAGGAAGAAAGAGACAAUCUGGAGGCAGAACUGAAGAAAACUGAACUAUUGGAGAACAAGAUGUUUGCCGCGGAGAGAGAGAACUCACAGCUCAGAGAGAGGGAGAGAGAAAGAUACCAGGAGGAGAGUCUGAGAAAGAGGAGGAAGGAGUCGGAGGGAAGGGAGAGAUUAGAGAAGAUAGAGGAACUGAAAACUACAAUAAUCUCACUGGAGGAAGAAAGAGACAAUCUGGAGAGGGAAAUGGUGGAAAUGAGUCAGAGGUUUAAAGAAACAGAGAAUAAAGAGAGUAAACAACUGAAAGACAGAAGAAGAGAGAUGGAGAAGGUGGCAGAAGUUCUGAGAACAAGGGAAGGAGAGAUGAGAAAGAGAGAGGAGGAGAUGACAGAGCUGAAAGCCAUGAUCAUCUCUCUGGAGGAAGAGUUGAAGGACAUUGAGAUAUUAAAGGGAAACCUUCAGGCUUUAGAAGAGGUCAACACCAAACUCCGCGACAAGGAGAUAGAGGAAAAGACGAAGACGGAAAAGAGAGAAGCAGAAGAGAGGGAGAGGGCGGAGAGAUUGAAAGAAGAGCUGACACAGAAAGACGUGGAGGUACAGGAGGUGAAGAACAGGAUGGAGGGAUUGGAGAAGGAGAGGGAGGAGAUGUCGUGUCUGUUGGAGGAGAGAGACACAGAGCUGGAGAGACUAACCGUAGAACACAAGAGCCACCAACACAGAGAGAGAAAACUGAAGGAGGAGGGGGAGAGAUGGAGAGAGAAAGCAGAGGAGGGAGAGAGAUGGAGAGAGAAAGCAGAGGAGGGAGAGAGAUGGAGAGAGAAAGCAGAGGAGGGAGAGAGAUGGAGAGAGAAAGCAGAGGAGGGAGAGAGAUGGAGAGAGAAAGCAGAGGAGGUAGAGAGAUGGAGAGAGAAAGCAGAUGAGGGAGAGAGAUGGAGAGAGAAAGCAGAGGAGGGAGAGAAAUGGAGAGAGAAAGCAGAGGAGGGAGAGAGAUGGAGAGAGAAAGCAGAGGAGGUAGAGAGAUGGAGAGAGAGAGCAGAAGAGGGGGAGAGAUGGAGGGAGAGAGCAGAAAAGAGAGCAGAAGAGGGGGAGAGAUGGAGGGAGAGAGCAGAAAAGAGAGCAGAAGAGGGAGAGAGAUGGAGGGAGAAAGCAGAGGAGGGGGAGAGAUGGAGGGAGAAAGCAGAAGAGGGGGAGAGAUGGAGGGAGAAAGCAGAGGAGGGGGAGAGAUGGAGGGAGAAAGCAGAGGAGGGGGAGAGAUGGAGGGAGAAAGCAGAAGAGGGAGAGAGAUGGAGGGAGAAAGCAGAGGAGAGAGCAGAAGAGGUAGAGAGAUGGAGGGAGAGAGCAGAGGAGGGGGAGAGAUGGAGGGAGAGAGCAGAGGAGAGGGAGAGAGAAUAUGAGAGACUGAGUCAGAGGCUCACUGAAAAAGAGAAGAAUAACAGUGAACAACUAAAGGCUGUGAAAAGAGAGAGUGACAAGAUAGCAGAACAACUGAAAAAGGAGGAGGUAGAUGGAAGGAAGAGAUUAGAGAAGAUAGAAGAACUGAAAACUAGAAUGAUCUCACUGGAGGAAGAAAGAGACAAUCUGGAGGCAGAACUGAAGAAAACUGAACUAUUGGAGAACAAGAUGUUUGCCGCGGAGAGAGAGAACUCACAGCUCAGAGAGAGGGAGAGAGAAAGAUACCAGGAGGAGAGUCUGAGAAAGAGGAGGAAGGAGUCGGAGGGAAGGGAGCGAGAGGAGAGACUGAGAGGAAAGCUGGAGCUGAGAGAAGGAGAGGUUGAGGUCUUGAGAGUGAAGUUGAUUGUCUUAGAAGAAGAGAGGGAUGAGGGGAAGAGAGAGCAGCAGACACUAGAGGGGAAGAUAGAGAGACAGAUGGCUCAGCUGAGGGAAAGAGAAGAGGAGGUAGAGAAACUGAGGGAGGAGGAAGAGAAGGCCGGGGCUAGGCUACAGCAGAGCGAGGAAGAGUUGAGAAAUCUGAAAGACAGAAUGCACCAGUCAGAGCUCUCAGAGAAACACGUCUCAGACCUUCUGAUAGAGACGGAGUGUUUACUCGAGACCGAGAGGAGUCAGAGCAGAGACAGGGAUAAAGCACUACACCUGGCCAAGGAGGAGAGGGAGAGAGAACGGGCACAGGAAACAGAGCAGCACAACGGGAGACUGGAAGAGGAGGUGAAGAAAUGGAAAGAAAGAGUGGAGGAACGGAUAAAAGAAGUAGCAAGGCUCUCACAGCUCCUGAAGGAGAGAGAGGAGGAGGACUUUAGGGUGACAGCGAUAGAGAGCGGUGGAGAAAGACAGAGACAGAAGGAGGAACUGAAAAGGAGUGAGGAGGAGAGGGAGAGACAGGAGGAUGUUUUGAGGAGGAACAAGGAGGAGAGGGAAUGGUUGGGUGCCCAGCUGAAAGAGGAGCAGACGGAGGGAGAGAGACUGAGGUCCAGACUAGAGGAGGUGCAGAGAGGACAACGCCUCCUGCAGGAGGAUAGAGGAUGUCGCGUAGAGAGGCUGGGGGCUCAGGUUAAAGCCCUGGAGGAGGAGAGAGACCACCUCUUAGCUGAGAUCAGGAAGAAGGAGAGAGAGGCUGGAAUCCUGAAGGAUGAGACUCACAGAGAGAGGAGAGAGAAGGAGAGGACUGGCUCCUCACUGAGAAGGAUGGAGGAGGAGUUGAAGGAGAGCAGGGAGGCGCUGGCCCUCCGUCUGGCCACCCUGAAGGAGCAGGGAGCAGAGAUGACCAGGAUCAGGGAGAGAAGCAGGAAGGAGGUGCAGGAGAAGGAGGGGGACAACCAGAAGAUGAGAGAGGGGCUGAAGACAGCCAUGCAGGAGAUGGCUACCCUGAACCAGCUGCUGGAGGAGAGCCACAGGGAGGGGGAGAGGCUAAGGAGCCUCCUGCAGAAGAGGAAAGAGGAGAUGGUGAAGAGCAGGGAGGAGAGCCUGCGUGCUGCCCGGGGGGAGGUGGAGGAGCUGCGAGGGAGGACCAGGGCUGUGGAGCAAGAGAAAAGGGAGGUGGAGAGAAAGCUCAGAGACAGAGAGGAGGAGAUGGAGGAGGCAGUGAGAGAGAAGGACAGGAGACAGAAGGAGAUGGAGGAGGUGUUGGGAGAGAAGGAGGCUGAGCUGACCACCACCAGGGCUAGACUGGAUGUCCUGGAGGAACAGAGGACAGAGCUCAGAUGUCUGGCUGCUGAGAAGGCAGUUACACAGCUCAGAGAGAGAAUCAGAGUGGUGGAGGGAGAGAUGGAGGGAGUGAGAGAAGAGAAGAAGUGCGAGAUCGAGAGUCUUCAGCGAAAGAUGGAGACGUUGAAACAGGAAGAGGAGGAGAGGAGGGAGAGUCUGAAACUAAGGGAGCAGGAGAGCCUGAGGCGUGUAGAGUUAGUCACGGACAUGCUGAGAGAGAGGGAGACGGAGCUGGAGAGGGUGAGAGAGAAAGCUUACAGAGAGGAGAAAGGUCAACUGGAGGAGAGGAAGAGAGACACAGAGGAAGUGAAACUGCAGAGUCUGGAGAAAGAAGAGACAGAUGAACAGAGGAGACUGAUAGAGCCUGGGGAACAAAGGGAGGCGACAGACCAGAAGAGAGGAGAAAGAAGUCGGGAGGGUCCAGGAAGAGAGGUCUGGCUUCAGGACGAGGUAGAUACUCUGAGGAAGAGCGUGUCCUCCCAGCUCCUGGACACAGAGGAAAGGGAGAGACUGUUGAGACAGAGAGAAGAGGAGGGCCAGGAGAGUCUUAGACUGUUGAGACAGAGAGAGACAGAGCUUUACACCCUGAGAGAGAGAGUAGAGGAACUCGGUAAGGACAGAGACCGUGUCACAGCUGCCCUGGAGAAGACUGAGGCUACCAUGAUUGGCUACCGGGACAGAGCCCACCAACAGGAGCAAAGCAGAGGGGCGGGAUCUGAGGUUAGUACAACUCCUCUCUAUGGCUGCGCCCCAAAUGACCCCUAUGGACCCUGGUCACUAGUAGUGCACUAUACAGGGAAUAGGACCCAGCUAGAGAUGGACCCUGGUGUAAAAGACUGUCUGUCUGUCCUGCAGAGGGCCGUGGCCCAGCUAGCGAUGGACCCUGGUGUAAAAGAAUGUCUGUCUGUCCUGCAGAGGGCCGUGGCCCAGCUAGAGAUGGACCCCCUGGUCCAGGAACGCCUGUCUGUCCUGCAGAGGGCCGUGGCCCAGCUAGCGAUGGACCCUGGUGUAAAAGAAUGUCUGUCUGUCCUGCAGAGGGCCGUGGCCCAGCUAGAGAUGGACCCCCUGGUCCAGGAACGUCUGUCUGUCCUGCAGAGGGCCGUGGCCCAGCUAGAGAUGGACCCCCUGGUCCAGGAACGUCUGUCUGUCCUGCAGAGGGCCGGUGCCCAGCUAGAGAUGGACCCCCUGGUCCAGGAACGUCUGUCUGUCCUGCAGAGGGCCGUGGCCCAGCUAGAGAUGGACCCUGGUGUAAAAGACUGUCUGUCUGUCCUGCAGAGGGCCGUGGCCCAGCUAGAGAUGGACCCCCUGGUCCAGGAACGUCUGUCUGUCCUGCAGAGGGCCGUGGCCCAGCUAGAGAUGGACCAUAGACGGCUACAGAGGAGGAACACACUACUGGAACAACGCACUGACAGACUGAAGACUGAGAGGAAACACCUCAGAGAGAUGCUGACACAGACGGAGAGAGGAUCAUCACGUGAUGAGUUGUCCUCCACCAGCCUCAGAGACAGAGCUCAGGAGUCCAGGGGCUUGGUUGGUCUGGAAACAGAGGAGUUGGGACUCCUUAGGACCAAGGUGAAGGAGCUAGAGGACCAGCGCGCCUCCCUGAAGCGAUUUCUCCAACCGUUGAAAAGAAGAGAAGCCGUGUACACAGAGUGUAUUUUGGGGAGGUGCACGGUCACUGGGCCGCGGGACUAUUACAGUUCUGUAGCUUUGGACUCUGAAUCACGCAGAGGAAUUAAUGUUGACCGUUCCCUAACCUCGCAGGUACACUACCUACAGCUGUCACUCGUCCUCGACCACCGGGAGAGGGUGGAGUUUAUCCAACACUCCUCCAGGAACAACCAAUGGCUGCUGUCUCUUCGCCAAGACUUGACUGAUUCUCUGCUAUUGGUCUCGCAGCAACCAAUCCCCUCUGUGCUGGAGUCAGAGACACACCGAUUGGAUAGGAGUGUCAGGGAGGAGGAGAUGAGAUUGUCUCUCAGUCAGAGUUGAAGAUGAAGCACAGUAUGUUUGCCUCCGAAAUGGCACCCUAUUGUCUUCCAGGGCUCUGGUCAAAAGUAGUGCACUAUAUCUGGAAUAGGGUGCCAUUUGGGUCUAAAGUAGUGCACUGUAUCUGGAAUAGGGUGCCAUUUGGGUCUAAAGUAGUGCACUAUAUCUGGAAUAGGGUGCCAUUUGGGUCUAAAGUAGUGCACUAUAUCUGGAAUAGGGUGCCAUUUGGGUCUAAAGUAGUGCACUAUAUCUGGAAUAGGGUGCCAUUUGGGUCUAAAGUAGUGCACUAUAUCUGGAAUAGGGUGCCAUUUGGGUCUAAAGUAGUGCACUAUAUCUGGAAUAGGGUGCCAUUUGGGUCUACAGUAGUGCACUAUAUCUGGAAUAGGGUGCCAUUUGGGUCUAAAGUAGUGCACUGUAUCUGGAAUAGGGUGCCAUUUGGGACCUAGCCUAUGUAUACUGAACAAAGAUAUAAACACAACAUGCAACAAUAUCAACAAUUGUACUGAGUUCUACUUCAUAUUAACUCAAUUGAAAUAAAUGAAUUAGGCCCUAAUCUAUGGAUUUAACAUGACUGGGCAGGGGCACAGCCAUGGGUGGGCCUGGGAGGGCAUAGGCCCACCCACUGGGGAGCCAGGCCCAGCCAAUCAGAAUGAGUUUUUCCCCACAAAAGGGCUUUAUUACAGACAGAAAUACUCCUCCGUUUGAUCAGCUGUCUGGGUGGCUGGUCUCAGACGAUUUCGCAGGUGAAGAAGCUGGAUGUGGACCUCCUGGGCUGGCCUGGUUACACGUGGUCUGCGGUUGUGAGGCUGGCUGGACGUAACGCCAUAUUCUCUAAAAGGACAAUGGAGGCGGCUUAUGGUAGAGAAAUGAACAUUCAAUUAUCUGGCAACAGCUCUGGUGGACAUUCCUGCAGUCACCAUGCCAAUCGCACGCUCCCUCAAAACUUGAGACAUCUGUGGCAUUGUGUUGUGACAAAACUGCACAUUUUAGAGUGGCCUUUUAUUGUUCCUAGCACAAGGUGCACCUGUGUAAUGCUCAUGCUGUUAAAUCAUCUUCUUGAUAUGCCACACCUGUCACGUGGAUGGAUUAUCUUGGCAAAGAAGAAAUGCCCACUAACAGUGAUGUAAAUUAAUUUGUGCACAACUUUAAAUGUUGUGUUUAUAUUUUUGUUCAGUGUAGUUAUCAUAUACCUUUUAUGCGUUUGAAUCCGAGUUGGGGUCAAUUCACUUUUCAAUGUAGUCAAUUCAGGAAGUGAAUAUUUCCAAUUCAUGAGGAUUUUUCCAAUUCAUGAAAGCCCGAUUCCGACUUAGGAGGCCUCUCAUACCCACUAAAGUAGUCGGUAUCCAGACUUAACUUAUGAAGGUGUGUAACGUGCUUUUCUUUUGAGCUCGCUGAAUACAUUUAAUUAAACCGCUGAAAACCCUCCCACUUGCUGGGCGA
Molecule: messenger RNA, 10467 nt
Organism: Oncorhynchus keta (chum salmon)
Lineage: Eukaryota; Metazoa; Chordata; Actinopteri; Salmoniformes; Salmonidae
Product: trichohyalin-like
Exons: 27
Coding region: 196-9030 (2944 amino acids)
Source: RefSeq, a predicted model, not a curated record